Daldinia childiae is the source of this 1530-nucleotide messenger RNA. RefSeq lists its product as uncharacterized. Gene Ontology annotation, cellular component: nucleus. Lineage: Eukaryota; Fungi; Ascomycota; Sordariomycetes; Xylariales; Hypoxylaceae. The record is from RefSeq and is a predicted model, not a curated record. The coding region runs from base 1 to 1530 and encodes 509 amino acids. Gene Ontology annotation, molecular function: RNA binding. The transcript is spliced from 9 exons.
AUGGACGACACGGAGCGACGUACCGCAAAACGAUCUCGGUUCGACCAGACAGAACCCGAGCCGCGCCGUUCUCGAUUCGAUCGCAGGUCGCGUUCCCCACCAGCGAAGAGGUCUGAUCAUGGUCGCGAUGGUCGCGAACGUAGUCCAUUGGGUAAGGAUGGAGAAAACAACUCGCAUGAGUCUAAGAAGAGUCCUGUCGACCCGGCAGCCGCAGCAGCUGCCGCCGCCGCUAAGAUCAAUGCACAGAUCCAGGCAAAGAAGGGAAUCCAGCAUGUAGACGUACCUCCGAUCAAGUCAGCGUCGUCAGCAUCUCCCGGUCCGAAUGCCGAGAGCACCCCGGGCGCCAUCAACACCAACAAUAUCAAUGGCGAAAUGUAUAUUGCCGACGGCGAUUAUAUCAAGGAUAUCGAAGUGAACGACCUGCGAAACCGAUACCUGCUCACGAAGAGUUCCACACAGAAGAUGAUUAAAGAAGAAACCGGAGCUGAUGUCACGACCCGAGGCAAUUAUUACCCGGAUAAAAGCAUGGCCACGCCAUCGAACCCCCCCUUAUUCCUCCAUAUUACCAGCACCUCCAAGACAGGACUGGAAUCUGCUGUUGCCAAGAUCGAAGAAUUGAUGAAGCAAGAACUCCCGAAUUUGGUUGACGAGCGACGGUUUCGACGUAGAGAUCAGGAACAAGUCGAACGUGAUGAGUUUGGAAGGCGUAAAUGGCCAGAGGCGAAAAUCCCGAUUGGUCUCGAAGAGAUUCGAGGUUUUAACCUUAGAGCGCAGAUUGUCGGACACGGUGGUUCUUACGUGAAGCAUAUUCAACAAGAGACCGGAUGUCGUGUCCAAAUCAAAGGACGUGGGUCAGGCUACCUUGAAGCCUCAACUAACCGCGAAAGUGAUGACGAAAUGUACCUUCAUGUUGCUGGUCCCGAUCCUAAGAUGGUCGAGAAAGCCAAGGAGCUAUGUGAAGAUUUGAUCACCAAUGUUAAGGAGCAGUACGAAGAGUUCAAGAGCCGACCACCGCGCCAACACUAUGGUGGUCAUGGUGGCCAUAAUGGUAAUGGUGGUGGUUACGGGGGCGAGAGGUCUUAUGGUGAACGAUCUUACGGCGGUGACAGAUAUGGAGAUAGACAAGGGAGUGGCUCGGGCUCUUAUGGUGGAUACGCUGGUUACAAUAAUUCGCCCAAUCCUGCUGCAAGCUCGGCCUCCCCUGCGCCUCCUGGUCAAGGCAGCCCACAGAAUGCUAACAGCGACUACGCUGCCCAAUACGCCCAGUACUACGGUGGUCAAGAUCCCUAUGCAGCAUACGGUGGUUACGCAGCAUACGUGCAGUAUUACCAGCACUACUAUGCUGCAGCGCAAGCCGCUCAGCAAGGCUCACCAACACCGCCAGUUCCUGGUGCCGCCGUCUCCCCUCCACCUCCUCCACCUAGCGAAGCCCCUCCGCCACCGCCUCCUGGAGGAUCUGCACCACCUCCCCCUCCUCCACCACCCGGAGCUGGAAGCUAUGGCGCUGUCCCCCCUCCCCCUGGACUAUGA